This is a messenger RNA of Phycodurus eques (leafy seadragon), 2400 nucleotides long. RefSeq names its product zinc finger, CCCH-type with G patch domain (gene zgpat). The record is from RefSeq and is a predicted model, not a curated record. Gene Ontology annotation, biological process: negative regulation of DNA-templated transcription; regulation of transcription by RNA polymerase II. The coding region runs from base 197 to 1696 and encodes 499 amino acids. Lineage: Eukaryota; Metazoa; Chordata; Actinopteri; Syngnathiformes; Syngnathidae. Gene Ontology annotation, cellular component: nucleus. Gene Ontology annotation, molecular function: DNA-binding transcription factor activity, RNA polymerase II-specific; RNA polymerase II cis-regulatory region sequence-specific DNA binding; metal ion binding. The transcript has 7 exons.
AAAUGCUUGACACAAGCGGUGAACUUUUCUACUGUCCUGGUCUAAACUGAUCAAUAUUCCUAUCAUACGACGCAUCUUUUUGCUUGUUGUCGCCCUUUCUUUCGAAGCAUUGAUUUCACACUAUUAGCCACAUAACGAAGUUUCCCCAAAGGCUGGAUGCCUGUCCUUCCCGUCCCGCCCAGUGUGAAGUGACACUAUGGAUGAGGAAACUCUGGAGGGCGCCAUCUCUACGUACGAAGCCCAGCUGCAGCAGGUGGAUGCCACUCUGGCUGCUGACCUGGACCCCUCCCAGCAGUGUGACCUGCUCAAACUGAGAGAGGACCUGUGUCAGCUGAUAGAACUCACCAAAGCCAGCCUGCUGUCUUUCAGAAAGAGUUUGCUUCUGGCCUCCCUGGAGGACACCAGUGGCGCGCAGGCCAACGCGCCGGAGCCUGCGGCCGACACAAAAGGCGAUUUCAAUUCCGAGUUUGCUGCUUUCUACACGGAGCUCGGGGAGUUUUCGGGGACUAGCUCUGAUACGAGGGAACAAAACCAGGAGACUGGCGGCGGUGCAGAAGAGGAGUGUGAAGAAGAGGAGGGGGAGGAGGAAGACACUUUGAGCGGCACUAAAGUAAGAGCUCCUUACAGGACGUCGUGGGGGACCCUGGAGUACCACAAUGCCAUGGUGGUCGGGGCAGAGGCACCAGAUGGAGAAGAGGCGCAAGUUAGAGUUUUGUACAUUUAUCCCACUCAGAAGUCCAUGAAACCGUGUCCAUUCUAUCUCGAAGACAAGUGUCGCUUCCAGGAGAACUGCAGGUUUUCCCACGGGGAAGUGGUGUACGUGUCGGAGCUCAGAGACUUCCUGGACUGCGACCUCAGUAACCUCGAGGAAGGCUCGUCCUGCUUGACUCGGCACGAGGAUGGCAUCUGGUACCCGGCCAGAAUCACAGAUAUCGACGACGGCUUCUACACGGUUAAGUUUGACUCCCUGCUGCUAAAAGACGCUGUGGUUGAAGCCGACCACCUCAUCCCACCGCUAAGAGAAGAAGACCCGCUCUCCUCUGACUCGGACCCCGACGAUGCUGCAGAUGAUGCGGCUUACGCUAAAGUUCUGGAGUCUGCUGGCGAAUCGACAGCAAGCAACACUGCCAUUUUUGGAGGUUGGGAGGUUCACACGAGAGGCAUCGGAUCCAAGCUAAUGCUCAAGAUGGGCUAUGAAUAUGGCAAAGGUUUAGGAAAAACGCAGGAGGGCCGAGUGGAGCCCGUCAUGGCAGUGCUCGUACCCAAAGGCAAAUCACUGGACCAGUGCGCCGAGUUAACUCUGAGACGCACUCAGAGCAAGGCAAAUGACGGUGGAAAAACAGGUCGGCCAAAGCGUCGGCGGAAGCCGAGGGAGGCCAACGGAGAGCGCAGGACCGUCUUUGACUUUCUGAACUUCAAGCUCGGCGCCAAGGAGCGCGGUGCUGCCGAGGAAGGGGCGGCGACGGCGGCUGGUUCGGCCGCACUCACUGGGGUGGAGGCCUACAAGGGGGGCAAGAGCACCAAAAGGAGUCUAAAUGUGAAACUGUUCCAAGCUGCUGAGAGGGCGUCGCAGACUGAGAGGGAGAUCCAGAACCUGACCCAGUCGCUCAGCAGGCAAACGGGCAGGCUAUUGUCCUCAGUUGGAAAAGGGGGGCGUGCCCUCUCCAGGUCAGGGAGGAGAUCUUGCCCCAAGUGACGGAGUUCAAGUAUCUCGGGGUCUUGGCUGGGAAGUGGCAAGUCUGGGCUUCCCUGCUUCAGCUCAUGCCCCCGCGACCCGACCUCGGACGGAUAGAUGGAUGAUGGAAAGUAACAAGUAAUUAAUCAAUUUGCAUUAACACCAUCUGGUGGCAUCUUGGUGCCAAGGAUGUACUGUAUGUUGAAGUGAGUGGAGGAGUUUUCAUUUAGUCUGGCCAUAGCCUUGUCUAAUAGAAAUAAGUGCUUUGUCACCAUCUUGUGGCAUCUGUAGGCCUUUUUCUGUGGGCGUCAAUUAUUUGUGGCAAGGCUCACUCUCUAUCCCAGGUGAAUAGCAUGAGUUCACUGCACUAGAAAUAUUAGAAUAAUAUAUAUUUUUUUUACGUGUUUCAAUUAAACAUUACAUUCUUUAUAACAAGUACAAGUAUUUGUGGCUGAAAACACGAUGAACCGACAACUGACUUAUUCAACUUAUUAUGUUCAUCCCUAAUUUCAAUGCAAUGCAUCCCACUUGUUGUUUUGAAGCGCUGAUUCAUUUGAAUUCAGGGCUGUGGUAAACGUGUAAAUGAGAUGCAGCGAUUCAAGGUGAGACAUCGCGUCUGCGGCCAACUCGUUGGGGAGAGUGCAGCCCGAAAAGUAGCGUGUCUGUCCUCGCCUCCUAAUCUGUUUGUUGUCUGUGUCAUUUAAAAAAAAAAAAAAAAAAAAAAA